Molecule: messenger RNA, 690 nt
Organism: Dichotomopilus funicola
Lineage: Eukaryota; Fungi; Ascomycota; Sordariomycetes; Sordariales; Chaetomiaceae
Exons: 2
Coding region: 1-690 (229 amino acids)
Source: RefSeq, a predicted model, not a curated record
AUGGACCCGGACUGCGCCAUCUGCCAUGCUCCGGCCUCCAUGGCCUGCGAGUGCGAAGCGAAAGGUCUGGAACUUGCCGUCAAACAGGCCGAGAUGCGUAUGAUGAACUCUAUAUACAAUGAUAUCCGAUCAUGGGUACGAGCGCACGCGCAAGACUACAUCCUCGAGUACUUCCGGCUCCUCACAGACCGACGCAAAGAGGCCCACACCCAGCACCUGGAACGUAUCACCGCCCACGCUUACCACUAUUACCACGCGCCGCCGCAUCCUACUGAGCUUGCAAAUGCCCAGACACAGCUGAAGCGUGGCAUUGAUGAAGACUGGCGAGCAUCGGUACAACGCUAUCCAGAGGUCCUCGAGUACUUCUACAGUCUGGUCGAACUGACCCUGCCCGACGACAACGAGCAAUCCGUCAAGGACCCUCCCCUCAGCGCGCUCAACGGACCUCGCAAACCCCCUGCUCGUCGUGUCGGAGCUCCGACCACAGUAGCCAGCGGGCCGAGCAUGGGUGCCCUCGACAGAGACUUAUCGAUGCCCCCCCGAAGAGGAACAACCCCCACACUUGAGCCUCAGCGUGAAAGGAGGACACCAGCACCACGCGAGAGGAGGCAAUCUUAUCGUGGACCGCCCCCUGGGCCACCAGGGCCGCCGCCGCCUGGGUACUAUCCCCCCAUCUAUGGGCCUCACUAA